This is a messenger RNA of Aspergillus aculeatus ATCC 16872, 2342 nucleotides long. RefSeq names its product AGC family serine/threonine-protein kinase. Gene Ontology annotation, molecular function: protein serine/threonine kinase activity; ATP binding. The record is from RefSeq and is a predicted model, not a curated record. The coding region runs from base 374 to 2128 and encodes 584 amino acids. The transcript has 2 exons. NCBI's taxonomy places the organism in Eukaryota, Fungi, Ascomycota, Eurotiomycetes, Eurotiales, Aspergillaceae. Gene Ontology annotation, biological process: protein phosphorylation.
CUUUCCCCGAUCUCUCCCCCUCGACAGUUUCUACGGUGUCGCGAUAUUACUCCACUCUGGCUGGCACCCAGGCCGUGUCAUCCACUCGUUCGCCUGAUUUCACUGCUGGCGAGGUGAUUUGGCUAAGGGUCCAGGGUCCGUCCUGAAUAAGGGCGGACGGUAAUUUGGUGCUAGUUUCGAGGGGCUCCUGCGGAACCACUCCUUCACAAGAGUUGCGCGCGGGGUGUUCUUUGAAUCCUCGAUCUACAAUUGGUGUGUGGAUCACUACUAGGUUGCCGCUUGGACGAGCGUACUUCGAACUUGUCGAUGCCUGAGUGCAUGUGAUCGGUCUCUUCUUGCGAAAUUGUACCUCGCCCUCUUCUUGUGGGAAAAAAUGGAUUUCUCGGCGACCAUGACACCGGAUGACCUUUCGGUCGCGGAUGUUUUCAGCCCGCAGGCCGACAUGUCGCACUCUCGUGCGGACAUUACCAUUAACGAUGGCCAAGAAACCGGCUUCCGGAUUAGUGCCCGUAGUCCUGAGCGGAAGGUCGCAAUGAUGCCCCCCGCGGGGGUCAAUGGCGCCAAACCCUUCCCUGCGCCAGAUUUGAAUGGGAACCUCUUGGCUGGGAAAGCGGACCGUCGUAAGAAGAAGAAAAAGCAGGCGGCCGCUGCUCACGCGGUGGCUCCGGCCAUCUCGACCGUGCGUGGAUUCACCCCUCGCGGCUCGGGCGACGAGGACUCGGACCGCUCAGCCUGCAGUUCGCGCGCGCCGAGCUCCCGUCCCCGUCCCCGCGCGCCAACCGGGACCGGCCCCAGCAGCCCGUUGGUCCAACCUGCCACCGGGUGUGGGGUGAGCGCCCUGAAGCUUCAGCUGGAUUCCAUGAGCCUGUCCGGCCAGGGGACCCGCUCGGAGACGCCCAGCAAUGCCAGCGUCUGCUCGGACAGUGACCAGACGGAAGUACUGACCAGCUAUGAGGUGCCUCUGGAGCAUGACUACGUCAGCGCCGAUGUGGUGGCGGAGGAAAAGUCGCAGGAGGCGUCGAACGGGCGCAAUGUGCGCACCCAGCAGCUCUGCCGCAAGAUGGCGUCUGACGACUUCGAACCGCUGCUUUGCUUGGGCAAGGGAUCGUUCGGGACCGUGCUGCUGGUGCGCCACGUCCUGACGGGCAAGCUGUAUGCGCAGAAGCAGUUCCGCAAGGCGUCGAUCACCGUGCACAAGAAGCUGGUGGAGCAGACCAAGACGGAGCGCAUGAUUCUGGAGAGCGUCAACCGCCACCCGUUCGUGGUCAAGCUAUUCUACGCGUUCCAGGACCACGAGAAGCUGUACCUCAUCCUGGAGUACGCCGAAGGCGGCGAGCUAUUCCACCACCUGGCCAUGGAGCGCAUGUUCGACGAAGACGCGGCCGCCUUCUACAUGGCGGAGAUGGUGCUGGCGCUGGAGCACCUGCACCAGACGGUCGGGGUGAUCUACCGGGACCUCAAGCCGGAGAACUGCCUGCUCGACAAGGAAGGGCACCUGCUACUGACGGAUUUCGGGUUGAGCAAGAUCGCCGUCAGUGAUGACGACCGCUGCAACUCGUCGCUGGGGACGAUCGAGUACAUGGCCCCGGAGGUCAUCCAGGGCAAGCCCUACGGCAAGGCCUGCGACUGGUGGUCCCUCGGUGCCUUGGGUUAUGAUCUGCUCACGGGAUCCCCGCCCUUCAAGGCGAACAACAACGCCAAGCUGCAGGAGAAGAUCCUCAAGCAGAAACUGGCGCUGCCCUACUUCCUGGGCCCGGACGCCAAGGACCUGCUGACGCGCCUCCUCCGCAAGGAACCCGCCAAGCGGCUGGGGUACCACAUGCCCAAGGAUCUGCAGACGAUUAAGAACCACCGCUUCUUCCGCAAAAUCGACUGGAAGGCCCUGGAGCGGCGCGAGGUGACUCCGCCCAUCGUCCCCGUGGUGACGGACCCGGCGCUGGCGGAGAACUUCUCGGUGGACUUCACGCAGCUGCCGCUCAGCCCGAUUGUGCAUGGGUUUGAUGAACACUACAAGGCGUCUCAGGCGGCGGUGCCGCCGGUCUCGCUGGGACUGGGGGAGAGUAAUCCGUUUGGCGGGUUUAGUUUUGUGGCGCCGAGCAGUUUGCUGGACAAGGCGAUUGGAGUGUGAUCAGCGGAUAGAUGGUGUUUUCCCGGCGUGGCUCGCAGCUUGCAUAGCUUUCAUGAUCGAUAUAUUAUUCAGUUUGAACAGUAGCUCAAUGCAGUAGCUCAAUGAAUUUUCAGCAACGGUAUCGGCUGAGCCGAUGAUUGACCAGUCUGACUUUUCAAAGCCGCCCCCCUUCGAAGUGUUACCAACAAUAGCUGUGCGUGCUCAAGCAGAUACG